Messenger RNA from Scylla paramamosain (green mud crab), 3073 nucleotides. Its product is annotated as hemicentin-2-like. The record is from RefSeq and is a predicted model, not a curated record. Gene Ontology annotation, biological process: synapse organization. Lineage: Eukaryota; Metazoa; Arthropoda; Malacostraca; Decapoda; Portunidae. Gene Ontology annotation, cellular component: neuron projection membrane. Bases 1384 to 2361 code for a protein of 325 amino acids. The transcript is spliced from 9 exons.
CUAACGAAAAGAUGUAUAAGGUAAAUGCACCAGAGGAGGAGCAAUGAUGUAUUGUUUUAUAAACCACGAUGAGUCAAGACAGUAGCCAAGGGCAGCAACCAAGGGCAGCAGCCAAAGGCAGCGUGAGGUGGCGGAGAGCAGGGCUGCUGGCAGAGCGGCGAGGGGUGCACGUGGCAGCGCCUGAGCGGGAGGGACGAGAAGCGGCGGAGGCCAAACGAGAAUAGACUUCAGAUUUCAGAUGACAUUUCUCUUACCAUCACAACAACAACGAACACUUGACACGGGAAACUUAAUAUCAUUAUCAGGUAAUACGUGAUAUGUAAAUAAGGCACACCUAAUUCCGUGACAAAAAAAUGCAGAUUGAAAAAAUAUAUGAUGCGCGGUCCAGGGUUGAGGGGUUGCAGAGAGUCAGUAGUGCGUGAGACCUCGGCAGGGUUAGGACACACCGCCCUCAGCUCCUGGCCAAUACUCAGGCCAUCUCAGGUUUAACUUAGCAACCUAUUCCCUUCACUUCACAUCUGGAAGAUAGGUACUGAGAGCAUCACAGCAGUAUUUGCGGGACCUGUCAUGAAUCACUGAAAUCUAAGAAAAAAAUAUCCACGACCUGUUGCAGCUCCCCGCCGGCAGCCUCUCCACUUAGCGCCGCCACCCCAUCAACUCUCCAGCUUUACAAGAGAGUCUGCCCUUAGCUGCUCCAGAAAGAUGUGAUCGUGUUCCCGACAAGAGCGGCGCGUGACCCCAAGUGACGGAGCGAGCAUCACGGUGAGCAUAUGUGUCUUCUUUUUCAGGAAAUCUGAUGCGUAAAUUUAGAUGAACGACUUCUCGGCAUCCUCGUGAGGCGUCCCAUGCUGGUGUGAUGGGAGCAUUGUGUCCGUGCGUGCCGUGAAAGGUGCAGGCGGUGUGUUGAGGUGCGUGGAGACAAUCGUGUCAUCGAGGACUGAUAAAAGACACCCACGAAAAUACAGGACACCAGUAAAUGCACAAUCCCGCAAGAAGUUGAGAAUAAGGAACAAAUGGUGAACGCUGGUGUUUUCCUUCUUGCUGACAGCGAAUAACAACGGUAAAGUUACAGUGUAUACUCGCAAUAAGACACACAUGAAACGAGCACUGGAAAGCACAACUGCUGCAGGAAAUAAAAGAAACGUGAGGAAACAAAGCGGAGUGUAUUGAAGUGAAGACAACGCAGCCAAUCUGUAAGCAAACCGCUACACUUCACUCACUCACACCCACCAGCACACACACACACACACACACACAGACACACACACACGGAGGCGGCAGUGGUAUAGGCAGCAAGCAAGUGACUGACAAGCCUCCCCACGCCGCGGCCACGAGAAUGUAGCAUCGCAGGGACUUCAACAGACCCACCAGCGGCAGAUAAGAAUGGUGCAAGAUGAGAGGGCCACCAGGACGCGUGCGGGACAGUGGGCAGCGUCCUCCUCACCACCACCCCCACCACGACGAGGAACUUCCCACCCCCGCCCCGCCCCGCCCUCUCGCCCCAGCCACACCAAAAAUGUCCUGACGAUGGUUGCUGUGGUCUUCUUUGCCUUCGUCAGUGCAGGUCGGGGACACAUCCGGGAGGGUCGCCUGGGGCCGCCUCUGCUGGUGCGCGGGUCACAGCCUACGUUGCCCCCGCCCUCCCCACCUCAGCUGGACCCAGCCCACUCCGCUGAUGUCACGGCCCUCGCUGACCGCCCCGCCAUCCUCAACUGUCGCGUGCACAACAUCAACAACAAGACGGUGUCGUGGAUCCGGCAUCGGGACAUUCACCUGCUGACGGUGGGCCGCUACACCUACACUUCAGACCAGCGGUUCAGGGCGCUGCACGAGGAUGAUUCCGACGACUGGAUCCUCAAGAUAAACUACGUGCAGCCGCGGGACUCGGGCGUGUACGAGUGUCAAGUGUCCACGACUCCUCCCCUCUCGCACUUCAUUUCGCCUCACCAGCCGCACACGCACAUCCUGGGAGGCCCCGACAUGCACAUCAACACAGGCUCCACCAUCAACCUGACCUGCCUGGUGGAGUACAGCCCGGAGCCGCCAGACUUCGUCUACUGGAACCACAACAACAAGAUAAUCAGUUACGACUCAAGCCGCGGAGGAGUGACCGUCAUUCUGGAGAAAGGGGACCUCACUACCAGCUCCUUGCUCAUCCAAAAGGCGCGGCCCUCUGACUCCGGCCGCUACGAUUGCAACCCCUCCAAUGCAGACUCCGCUAACAUCACAGUACACGUGUUGUAUGGCGAGCACCAGGCAGCGAUGCAACACGGAGGGCAGAGCGCCUACACCAACUCCUCCCUCGGUACCAUCCUGUUUCUCCUGGGGCUCCUGACCGCCCUUCACGCAACGUUCAAGUAAAGCAGGAGCGCUCUCGCCAGCCAAAACGUCAUCCUGAAUCUUGCUCCGUCUUCCCUAGAAACCACUCAUGCGGGACAAAUGGCAGGAUGAGGGCAAAGGAGGCCGCAUCGUCUCGCCCCACAAGGCAAGUGCUCGGAGCUGAUUUGGUCUGAAGCACAUCGACAUGACCCGGACAAGCAUGGCGUUGGCCUCUGGGAAUUCACCCAUCUAGGACUUCAUAUCCCUUGAAGUGUUAAUGUCGUGGAAGAUAAGGACCUAAUACAAGUUGAAUGAAGUGCCUUAGGAGGAGCAUUUAUCGGGAAUGCCCGUGUGAGUACUACAUGUAUAGGAACACGAAAUGAUAGCCCGUGUUUGCCUGAACUAGAAAGGCCUUCCGUCGACGUUGUGACUAUUCCGAAAGUGACUUUUAUGGACGAUGAGGGCCUCAGGUAAGUUAAAUGGAAUUAUUAAAAUGUUAUAAUAGAAAUAGAUAAUGGAAAUACUGGCAUGAACACCAAAGAGAGAAAAUACGAGGCUGUUGUGAAUCUUGUGAAUCAAUACUGGAAAUAUUCAGUGUCUCCUUAUGUUAAAGACGAGAAUCUUACUCGUAAAUAAGCAGAAUUAUUGCAUUCGCAGGGCGUCAGCCAAGAUAUUAAGGAGUGAAAGCCAUUAACAUAAAUUUGACGGGUGCUGGACUGUCUAUAUAUUGAAGUACAAAUAUAUUUUUUUUUCC